Messenger RNA from Aspergillus chevalieri, 960 nucleotides. Its product is annotated as alpha/beta hydrolase. The transcript is spliced from 3 exons. The coding region runs from base 1 to 960 and encodes 319 amino acids. The record is from RefSeq and is a predicted model, not a curated record. Lineage: Eukaryota; Fungi; Ascomycota; Eurotiomycetes; Eurotiales; Aspergillaceae.
AUGCCUUUAUCGCCAGGGAUCCAGGACUUUACCCGCAAUCUUGGGAGUAACUGGGGACCGUCUGUGAAUGCUACUUGUGAGCAAUUCUUCGACUCUUGCCACGCAUCCCUUGCGCAAGACCCUGGCCCGUCGAUAGCAUGUGAGAAAAACGUCAAGUACGGAACGCAUGAGAGACAUCGCUUGGAUAUCUACUGGCCCCCUACUACUAUCACCGAACAGCCGAAACGCCCCGUCGUUGUCUACUUCCACGGCGGAGGGUUCAAGAUUGGCGACAAUAUGAUCACGCCACAUCUACACGCAAAUAUUGGCCGAUUUUUCGCGGCGAACGGGAUGGUCGGAAUCCUAGGGACAUAUCGUCUGCUGCCCGAGGCAAGGUUUCCGGAUGGGAUAGAAGACAUCGCGACCACUCUGGCCUGGAUCCAGACCCACGUUCAUCGGUACACAGGCGAUCGGGACGCCGUCUUCCUGCUUGGCCAUAGCGCCGGGGGAGGGCAUCUGGCCAUGGCGCUGUUUUCGGGUCGGUUGCAACCAUACCUGACCCUUCAGUCGCACUUGGAGCGUGGCACGGGACCGCGUGGGGUGCUGCUCAUGAGCGCGGCACUGGCUUAUGAUUUGACGCAGGAGCCGCGAAGAACGGACAUGGAGGAGUACUAUGGCACUCUCGAUCAUGAGGAGAUCCAGGUACGGUCAGCCCUAGGGAUGUUCCGGAACUUGCCUACAGUGAGGAGGGGUGAGACAAGCCUGCCGGAGGUGUUCGUCACCGUGGCGGAAUGGGACUUCGAGGAAUGUGUGCGGGGGAAUCUGAAGUUCUUGGAGGCAUAUGCCAUGCGAACGAAACGCCUCCCCCGGUUCGAGGUGUUGCCGGGACACAAUCAUGUGAGUUUCUGCUUGUCGAUAGGGCUGCCAGGUGACGAGGUUGGGCCGAGGAUUGUGGAGUGGGUGAGACAAUGUCUCGAAUAA